This is a messenger RNA of Periophthalmus magnuspinnatus, 6906 nucleotides long. Its product is annotated as armadillo-like helical domain-containing protein 4. The record is from RefSeq and is a predicted model, not a curated record. NCBI's taxonomy places the organism in Eukaryota, Metazoa, Chordata, Actinopteri, Gobiiformes, Gobiidae. The transcript is spliced from 9 exons. The coding region runs from base 207 to 1604 and encodes 465 amino acids.
CAGAGAGGAGCUGGUGCUGCUGUGGCGCGUCUCUUGGCGUCUCUUGGCAUGUCCCUGGCAUCAUGGACCAGCGCCUGUCUCCAGCGUAGACCCUCCUGUUCGAUUCUACCGGGAUUUAUCUGCAAGAACUGCAGGAUCCGCGCGUGCCAUCUUCUCCAAACGCAGAAUCCAGCAUGCAGUGCGUAAGUUUGCUGUGAGAGGCAGAGAUGGAGACUGCCCGGUUACUCCUCCGCCUCCUCCUCGUCAGCGCCCCCUUCCUGUGUGUCGGUGCAACUCCGGUCUACCUCUCCGGCCUCACCCCCACGCAAGACAGUGAUCUAGCGACGACUGCUGCAUCCUCGCUAAAUAUAGACACAGGACUAGAGCACACUGGACCAGACGGGGCAGAAAUUGCGCCCCACGCUGAAAAUGGAAGAUGGAACAAGAAAAAAGAACUGAAAAUAACAAGACAAGUCCAAAACACACAGGCUGCGUACGGGGAGGAUGUUAGCUUAGCCUCUACAUUAGCGACGGAAAGUGAAAACAUCGGCGAGGAGGACUCUUCGGAAACUUGGCUCUCACCUUUGGACAGUGAAGAAGUCCCGAAACAGUUCAUCAGCCCCCAAAUGUCGACCGAAGGAGCGACCAUGACGACGAUGCAAGACCCCGUCAUGUUGCCCGCCAUAGGACCCCUGCCCAAAGAGGACGGAGCGGACAGUCUGUGGACGGAGGCCGCGAGACCCAGCGGAGCAGACACGAUGGGCCCCCUGUCCCAGGACGAUGCCACAGAGAGCACUAUGUCGUCCGAGUCUUUGCCUCUGAUCUUUGAACCGCUGGAAGACGUCUCACCAGAGGGGGCGCUCUCUGACCAGCCCAGGCCCAGCUCUGCCACUGUGGAGACAGACAGCGAAGCCCCGCCUCCGCUGCUCCCCGACUGGACAUCGCCGGGACAGACGUCUGGCACUGAGCUGGAAGAGCCAAUCAGAUUGUCCGAUGCAGCUCAAGGGGAGGAGUCUGAGGCUGGAGAGGAUCAGACGUGGGGUGCCGUCAGGACGUCAGGCGUAGAGGAGAACUCACAAAGCGCCCGCCCCUCCCUCCCGUCCCCGCAGCAUCCCACGACGACGGUGACCAUGACGACGGCUGCCAUGACAACGCAGCAUCAGCAUCAUCAUCAUCAUCUCCCCAAAUCCAGACCCGGGUUUGACGAGAUGGAGUCUGAUGAGGAUCGAGAUGAAGACGAGGAGAACUCAGAGGAGUCAGUGGAGGAGAGCGAGGAGGAGCUGAGCGAAGCCCCGGACGCCUCCACACCUCCCCCCUACAGCCUCAUCCCUCCUCCCCCCGUGUGGGUCCAACGCAACCAGGGCCUCAUGAGGAGCUGGGUAGAGCUGAUCAGAGAGAAGGCUGGUUAUGUGUCCGGGAUGCUCGCUCCUGUUGGAAUCGGGAUCUCAGGCGCUCUGCUGCUCGUGGGCGCCCUCUACAGCAUCAGGACGAUACACCGCAAGAGACGCAACAGCUUCAAACACCAGAGACGGAAGAGCAGACAACCGGAGCAGCCUCGUGAGCCGGGUGUGAGCGGACAGGACCAGGCCAUGCUGCUGGCGGACAGCUCCGAAGACGAGUUCUGAGCCAGAUCCGGGUUUUUAAGGCGGAACCGAGCUUUUAAGGUGGAACCGAGCUUUUAAAUGGAGCCGAGUUUUUAAGGUGGCGCCGUGUUUUUAAGGUGGAGCCGAGCAGACCUGGAGACCACAUCCACAGAGGGGGGGGGGGUCAGUCUGGACCGUCCCCGUGUCGGACCUGGAGCUGUGGACUGGAGACGGGACAGUGGCAGUGGGACUAAGGGCUGCACAGAUGUGGGGGAAAAAAUAUCUUAAAGCAAAUUUUCCUGCCAGUUUUUGGGAUUGGGAUUAGAUUUGGGAUUUAUUUAUGUUUUUAAAAAGUAGGUUUCUGUUCAGAGUGCACUUCGUAAACAACCCCGGAGCAUCAACAUUUGAGAAAAUACUGAAAUCUGAACUGAUAAUCUAAUUCAAGAAUCCCAGGAAUUGUAUUAGUCUAAUUGUGGGGGUUGGGUUGCCAGGUUGUGUUUUUUCAGUGAAAAGACAUAUUUAUUUAUUUUUUAAUGUCUAAAUAACUGCAGUCUAUGUGAUAAUACUCAUAAUUGUAAUUCCGAUUGCAAAAUAAUGUGCAGCUCUACUAUGGCAGGAUGUGAAAUCUGUUUAGAGAUGGAAAAGUACCCAAACGUUGUACUCGAGUAAGAAACGGUUCCUUCAAAAAAGUAGAAGGAAAAGUCGGACACAGACACAAUAAUGAAAAAAAAUAUAUAUAUAUAUCUGAAGAAGCACAAAAGCUCAGAUCUGGAGACUCGCCCGCAGCGGUUUAACGAGCAAAACUGACUACGAGACUGUAAAAAGAGUAAAAGUACGGCGUCUGAAAAGUACUACAAAGUUACUCCGUGAGGUAAAUAUAUCAACUCUCCUCUGAAUAUUAACGUGACGAUUUCUGAGCUGCUCUGUCCACGAUCAGUUUAACGUGAAAGUGUCUGACGUCUCUGUUCUGUACAGUUUUAAACGAUGACAUCACGGUCACAUGAUCAGACCGGUGUCGAUGUAAAUACAGUGAACGUGUCCACUAUGUAUUUGUCUAAAAAUGUUUAAAAAUAAGAUGAAUAUUUGAUCUAAACUAUCACUGACUAAAGUUUUCUGUUCACUUUUGUUUCUGAGUCCAGCGUAAACGAGUUGGAAAGAUGCAAGAUGGAAGAACGCACCAGUUUAAAUGUGCGAUAUGUAACGUUCUGUGGAGUGUGCGCCACCUGCUGGUCUGGAGGAGUUAUUGCUUUGCCUGGAACGUUCUUUUCCUCGGAUCCAGAGUAAACGUUUCCUCAUGUGUCACAUUUGAGCCGGUGUGACACGCAACAGAGGACGAUAUCAGUCUGUACAAACAAAUACACAGAGAUAUUAGUCUGGAUUUAUCAGGCCUGGAAUGUUGCACGGUGUGGCUUUAAACAGAUUAUCUACACAGUGACGCCACCUGGUCAAGUCACAGGUCGUAUCUGUGGAGAGAACGAACUCGGGUUGUUGUUUUUUUAAGCAACGAAAACACCUGUAAUUCAAUAAAUUCAAGAUUACGGUUAAUAUCAUAGUGUGAAACAAAUCAGGAAAAGCAAAACAAUCUCCAUAGAGACGAGAACAUCCUCAUGGAGACAAGCUGGUGGUGGAAAAACCCACUAGGAAAGUUGCACAUUGCUCCUUUAAAUGAGGUCAAUAGGUGAAAGUUCACGGUCGACGCUGCAGAGGCUUUGAACAGAAGUGUCUCAGUUUUAUUAUUGACAUUUUCUUUCAGUUUUAUCUUUGUUUGACUUGAAAAACUGAACUCACGCUGGACCCGGAUCGUGAACAAACUGUCCAACCCCGUGUGUGUCGUGUGCAGAGUGUUCUAUGUUGUGUGGCGUGUGUGUAGUGUGUGUAGUGCGGGCUGAACCGAAAGUGUGCGAGCGUCACUGAAAACGCGAAUAAAACUGAAACAGAUCAGUGGUUUUGAAACGUCAAACCCCUCCUCAGCCCGGGGUCUCGUUUAUAAAGUGUCUAUUCACACAAAACUGUUAUAUUUGUGAUUUUUCAGAUGACGUUUGUGAUCUAGAAAAAGAAAACGUGACGUGGCGUUGAAGCUUUUAGAGACAGAAGAACGUUUGAGCCCGAGAUCCAGAAUAAACAGCUCUACAAAACUUUACAAACAUGUGCGUCUGAUCACGAGUGAAUCUCCGCCGAGUUCAGAUGGGCGUGAUUGACAGGUGGAUCGGCCAAUCAGAGACACGCAUGGUCCAUCUGUAUCAAAACAAAUGGAAAAAAUAUCACAAGAGACUGAAAAACAGGCCGGAUUUCUGCAGAAUUAAUGAGCAAAGAACUAAACUCGGUGAAUCUGACGUGAAGUAAAUGUGAUUUUGUUUAUAAAUGAAGUGUGACCAAUGAGCUCCUUCGUUUCAUGUGCAUCAAGGAAAUAAGCAAAUCUGAUUGGAUGAUUACGUUUGGUUCUGGCUCGAGACAUGACGGAGAGAGUGGGGACCAGACUGAGAUCCAUCUGUUUAAAAGAUACACAGAGGUUUCAGUCUGGAUUUGUCAGGCUACUUUUAGUUAUGAUUUAAAGUUUUAUAAAUGAGACCCUGGAGCCUGAAACAUAAACUGUUUGUAUAAAUAGCAAAAGAUGAAGUUUACAUCUGUCAACUGGACAAAUCGUUCUAAGAGUGAAGCCGCUUCUUCAGUUCUGGUCAGAUUACAUAUAUAAAUGGACAUAGCUAACCUGCUAGCCGCCGCGUUACAAAUAGUUUGAUUGACAACGUUGUUAAGCGCCUGAUCCCUGCUAAACCAGCGGGAAAAAGGGCAUCAUCUUCAACAGCCGCCAAGUUACAGAUAGAAAGUGAUCAUGUGCGCACUUCCGGCUACAUCGACUCUGGCUCCAAUUCACUUUCUACGUAAAAACUGUGUCCUCUCUCUGUCUCUGCUGCUUCAGACUCGUCAUUUUGGUCUUAAAUGUUCAUAUUAACCCUCUACAUGAUCCUGGGGUUCAUUUAUUAUUUUUAUUUUUUUUGUUAUUUUGACUUUAUUUAUUUUGGUUGUUUUGGGGUGUUUUUUUGUUUAUUUUCUUUCUUUCUUCUUUAGUUAUUUUGAGGGGUUUUUUUGUUUUGUUUUUUUACUUUAUUUUUUGUUUUGUGUCCUCUCUCUGUCUCUGCUGCUUGCGACUCAUUUUGGUCUUAAAUGUUCGUAUUAACCCUCUACAUGAUCCUGGGGUUUUUAUUUCACUAUUGUGUCUGUAAAUCAAGACAUGAACAUUAAUAACAGACAAAUCAGACGACUUCUUUCCCCAAAGUUGCUACUGCUAACGUUAGCAACAGGUUUGAUUGACAGCGUUGCUAAGCGCCCGCUCCCUGCUAAACCAGGGGUGCGGGCGGGAAAUGGCGUUACCUUCAACAGCCUCGCUCCUGAUUGGUUCGUUGGUUGCUAUGAUACUCACGGUCGGAAUUCCAAAUUAGCCACUAUUCCUGCUCCAGCCUCGAUUAGCUUCAUUUGGCGCUGAAUGCUGUGGUGACGUCACGCUCUUUACACACUCGUGCUCUGGUCCGAGUGUUCGUUCUCCAUGGCAGAGUUUUGAAAUGUCUCUGCAGAUAAAACUUGAAUAAACAAACCCUUCCCUUUCUCCACUCCGAGACGUUACCAACAAAAACAGCGACCACACGAGUUACAGCAUUAAAAAAAAUCAAAUAAUUUAUUUCUGUGUUCUUUUCCACAUUAAAUAAAAACUAUGGGACAAUUCCAAAUCAAAAUUCCUAAAAUGGGACAAUGGGAAGAGAGGGAAUUUCUUGGAGGAACAAAAAUUAUACAUGCGGAAAAAUAAAAAUAAAACUCUAGCUUCGCUCCUUUACCGCAGGGAUGGAUGAGAGGAUGGAGCGGAGGACAAAACCAGGACAUACACUGUAAAAAGCAACAUCUGGACCAUUUAAAACCUCUGAAUUCACUAUUUGAGCUGUCGUUACUUCAAUUUUUAAAUAAAGCUGAUUCAAUUUUAUAUUUUUUCUUAAUAUACCAGACAGUGAGAUAGACAUUUUGAGGAUUUGAGGAUGCGCAGCGCUAGGUUUAGCACAAACAUGGCUAUUUUGCAUUUAUCACAUAGAUAUAAAUUCUACAUAUAUAAUUCUUUAUAUUUUUCCUGAUUCGUAAUUUUUAAACAAAUUAUUUCUACAACUUCACACAUUUUAGGUCAAUAAAUCUACUAACAAAACCGACUCAAACCCAGACGUCCUGUGUUUGACAGUGUGGGGUUAAAGUAGCAGCGUCGAUCACGAGCGAUUGGGAGUUUUCAGAGCCCUUUGUUCAUUUAUUUAAAUAGAGCACCUCAAAUGGCAAAAUACUUUUACUUUACAUCCAGACAAAAGCGCCAUUAAUUUAAAAUAUUCGUCCGGGUUUGAGUCGUUUUGUCUAGUUUUUGUAUAUUUCUUUUUAAACGUUGAAUAUGUGAUGUUUAUGUUUUUUUAGUUUGGUUCAUUUUUGGUUUAUACAUUUGGCUAUAAUGUAAAAAAAAUUAGUAAAAUAUGUUCUAUACGUUUUAAAAGGUGUUUUGCUGGUUCUUUAACAUGUUGAAUCAGUGUUGACCAGCUUCACUUGAGUAAAUAUAUAAAUAACAAACCAAGAUAUUAUUUUUUACAGUGUACGGGUGGAAAAAAAAUUCAAAAUGGCCGACAAAAAAAAAAAAAAAAAAUCAGGUAUUAUUCAAAUAUUUACGGUUCUCGUCAGUCUUUUGUAUGUCCUCUUUCAGAAUGGGUUUAAGUAGCACAGAAAUGUCUAGAAAUCAAUCAAAACACAUAGCCCCAUACCAGAUAAUGAUUAACAAAAACAUGGUAACGACAUUCGAAGGACUAAAGAAACAACAUGGGAUUUUCACGGGGGGGGGGGGGGCAGCUCGUCCAAAAAAUGCAUCAGCGAUUUUGAAAACGUGGGGUUUUUGUAAACAUCUUCAGCCUUCGAGUCUGUCAAACGAACAUGCAUCGUCAUUUUAGUAUCCAGACGUUUUAGUUUAAAUGUGAUAUAAUACGACAGAGAAGCAGAGUGUCGCCUCUACAGCGCCCUCCACUGGUACUGCCAACUCAUGUGGAAUUUAAAUCUUAUAUUUUGUUAGUUUUGAAUGAUUUUAGUUAGAACUGGGAGACUAAAAUAUAUCUACAGGAGAAUGGCACAGGUUUUUAGGUGCUGGGGUUAGCCGCACGUUAGCGUUAGCGUAGAUGCUAAUAUGUGAAGGAGGGCACUGUACUUAAACAUUUAGAAUUAGAACAUUAUGGAUUUAAGUUAUUUAAACAGUUCAGUUUAUAUGUUUUGGGUCAAUUUUUGAUUUUGGAUGUUGUUUAGUUGUAUUAUCUGUAAAAUAAAUGGACAAAAAUAAAGGAUU